Cicer arietinum (chickpea) is the source of this 2235-nucleotide messenger RNA. NCBI's taxonomy places the organism in Eukaryota, Viridiplantae, Streptophyta, Magnoliopsida, Fabales, Fabaceae. The record is from RefSeq and is a predicted model, not a curated record.
ACAGACAGACUGUUAUUCCAUCUUCAUCACCAUCUCUUUCUUUCUCUCUCUCUCUCUCUCUCUCUGGAAGGUUAUUACUUUUUUCUCAACAAACGCGCAUUCAUUGCUUAGCUGUUUUCUUCAUUUUGAAACGCUAGCUAGCUAGUUACCACCUCAACUCUCAACCCUUUUGAGUUUUCAUCCACAACUAUUCCAUCUUCCACCCUUCUUUCUUUCCUUUUAACAACAAAUAACAAAACAAGGGGUCUUUCAAACUGUUGCUUCAUCCUUGAUCAUUGAUGGCCGAGGAAAUUAGUGUUAACCAGAUGGAGUCAGACAAAAUUGAGCCUGAAGAUGUUGAUAAGAAAGCAAAUCCUAAUGAAGGAUUAGUCAUCACAAAAGGUCCGCCUAAGAUUCUUUCGCGUUAUCUUCGUGAACGUAGGAAUUCCUGCCAUGAUUUAUGCAAAUUUGGUAUUCAACAUGCCACUGAAGUAAAACCAUGGAUCACAACACAGAAAAGGAGAGAAAGAAAAAUCAAUGAUUCAGGAGAAAAAACAGCCACUUCAGAGAAAAACUCACGGCCUUUUGAAGAAACAGAUGUCUCCAUGGAAUAUAAUAAAAGUGACACAGGGAAAUCAAGUUCUAAGCCAUCUUCUCUAUCUCUACAUGUGAAGGAACGUUCCAAAAGUCAAACAAAAUGGGAAUUAGUAAAAAACAAAUGUGCUUUUGGAUCAAGCAGUAGAAAAGAAACUUCAAGCACAAGCAACCUGAAAAGAACAUCUUCUUGUGGAGGCAUUGAUAAAUCAUUAGCACCAAGUUUUCUCUUGUCAUCAAAACAAAAUGCCAAGAAAAUUUCAAGCUCAAGUGAUACUGCCAAAAGCUUGAUAAGAGUGUCUUCUCUGAAAAAUCACGACAAAGGUGAAGAAGUAAUACCUGAACCAGCCAACAAUGACAAUUUACCAGACAAAAUUUUGCAUGUCAUUGAACCUGCCUCAGAAAAUUUACCUGAAGAAUCUACUUUUGCUUGUGAUGCAACUAAGCCACCUUCACCUUCACCAUCAUCAUCAUCAUCAUCAUCAGGGGACAAAAGUUUGAAGAGGAUUGGCAAGUCUGGUGUGUCUACUGCAUCUUCAAGGAAGGGUCUUAGACAUGCUGGAAAUGGAACUGUAUCUGUGACACUCUCUCGUCAAUCUUCAGGGAAAAAAUUCAAGACAAACAUACAGCAUAAAGCGCGUAGUGUUUCACGAUCAUCAUCAGCGUUAUCAUCUGUUUCCUCAUCUAACUUUUCUCUCAGAAAACAAAACGGUACUACUACUUACAAGCCCAAUAGAGCAGGACAUGGUAAUCAGGGUGAAAAUGUGAAGGUAGGGUACAAAAUCAGGCCAAAGAUGACCAAAAUAGUUGGGGCGGCAAGUAAAGUUACUCCACCUAGGAAAUUAACUUUUAGGAGAGGAAAGGUGAUUGAAAUUCAGCCUCAAAGCAACAACAUUCCAAGGAGACUCAAAUUUAGACCAGUACGCCUGCUCGGUGACGACAUCAAGAGAGAUGUAUAUAGCACAAGAAAAAGGACCAUUACCAAUAAAGAAGUUGAUGGUGGUGAGCUAAAUGAUGCACAUACCAAAACUGAUAAAGUUGAUCUCAAAUACCAAACUUUGGAAAGAGGUAAAAACAGAAGUUUUGGGAGAAAAGUUGGUGUAGAUAGAAGCAAGGUAGGUGGUUCAAAAUCAGGAUCAGAGAAAGUUGUUUUGAGGCAUCAAAAAGUGGAAGGGAAGAAACAAAAUCCACGUUUGUAUAAUAAUGUGAUUGAAGAGACAGCAAGCAUGCUUGCUGAACUAAGGAAGAGCAAGGUCAAGGCUCUAGUUGGUGCAUUUGAAACUGUCAUAUCUCUUGAUUCUCCUAGAGAGGCCACACCCGCAGAAGUGAGCACAGUUUGUUGAGUGUUACUGAAAACUGUCAACCCUAUAUUAUCUGUGUUAUUGUAUAUAUUGAAAAUUGUGGAUGAGACAAGAAGGAAGAACUGAAGUCGUUCUGAAAGAAGAUACUUUGGUUCUAAGCUUUGACCUUUCUGAAAUUGCAUCCGUUUGUUGCUUGGAUUUGUUUAAGUUUGGAUUGUUAGUGUUAUUUCCUGUGAUUUUAACUGUUUCUUCGGGUGUCCUUGAGAUUUGGUGAAUGAUAUGAUCUUAAUGUAAUGUAUUAUUAGUCUUUACUGAUAUAGAGUUUUUCCUUUAAUUAUCCGGAUAAGGGUAAUUCCUAUGA